UCGACACAACAUGGCUCUCCCUCUGUCUUCAUCCAGUUUCCAUUCAGAGUGGAAUACAGAACUGGAUUGCUCUUCAUGGGGCUGCCUGUAACAACUUUACAGUAACAACCAAAGGAAGCAGGGGGAGGAUGGGGUCAUGGGGUCACCUGCUCUGUGUGUCGCUGCUUCUGUGUGUUUCUGCCACUGUCACUGAUGCCUCUCUCCACACCGUGGGCCCCUGCUUGGUGGACACAGGCAAGGCAUCAUUCCACUGUGGUCAGAAGAAGCUCACAAAGAUUCCAGAAGAAAUAUGGACCAAUGUAACCAGACUGGAUCUCUCAGACAACGGUCUUAUCCUCAGCCAUCCUGACACUCCGAGAACACUGCAGAAGUUUGAGAAGCUAGUCCACCUGAAUCUGUCAGCUAACUACCUCCCCCUGCUGGACAGAGGCUUGUUUAGCAACCUCCCAUCUCUGGAAGUCCUAGACCUCAGCAGGUGUCAGCUCUCUGUAAUGGACACAGAAGCCUUUGAAGGCUUGCCCAGGUUACAGAGGCUUUUUCUAGGGCACAACAGACUGCAACCUUCAGUGUCUACCGCAUUGAAGGAACUUAGAGGUGUCUUAUCCUACCUGGACCUACAAGGCAAUCCUCGUGACAGUUCUGCACCAUAUGAUGAGCGAAAGGGAGCCCAGAAAGUGACCAGAUUCAAAGCAUCAAAAGGACAUGUACAUGACCAUGACUAUGAAGGGUUUAAGGAAAAACGUAUCAGUGGUAAAGUAAACCACAGAAAACUACUAGCUGAAGAUCCCUUCCCUUCAACCACUCCAGUUCCAAGCACAACCCUUAAUGACACUGCUCCUGUUCGCGUUCCCGCUCACAACUGGAAGUUUCUAGUGGGAGUGCUGAUUACAGCCAUAACACUGUCCAUCAUUGUUGCAGUAUUGGCCAAAUGCAAACUCCUCCACCAGUACCUGGCCAGCUAUCGUCACUCACGGUUUACUAACAUCGACUCAGAAAGCCACUAUGACCCAGAUGUGUAUGAGGUGGGCUUCGCCUCACGGGGAGGAGCAGCCACGAUAUCAAAUGGAAUAGCAGAUCAUGAUGAUGAGGAAGAGGAAGAGGAGGGGGAUGAAGAGGAUGAUGAUGGCUUCAUUGAAGACAAUUAUAUACAGCCAAGUGAGAGAGAGAGGGCGGCAAGAGCUGCACAGCAACAGGUGAAAGAAGAGGAGGAAGAUCUGGAUGAUGAUUUGGAGUUCACCAUUGGAUAAGGAUUUUUGACUUGUGGUAAAUUGGAUUGAAAUGAAAGUGUGAAGGAGGACCAAAAAUCCCUUUUCUUGGAAAAAUUGUAGUCUCUCAUAUUUGGAAUUAUGCUUUGUAAGUUGAGCUGAACUGUUCUGAGCUGCCAUAAGCACACGGCCACUAAUGGCACACUUACCAACAAUUCAAUGACAUCCUUACUUGGAUAACCUGUAAAACAAAAAUAACCUCUGAUUGCCACUCUGACUUGAAAAUAUGCACUCCUUUGUAAAUAGUUUGACUAAUGUCUUGUGACAGUUUAGUGAACCUUUCACUCCAGUUUUGAAUAAAAUAUUUUCCUGUUUUUGUC
Alosa alosa (allis shad) is the source of this 1585-nucleotide messenger RNA. RefSeq names its product chromosome 9 C1orf210 homolog (gene c9h1orf210). Lineage: Eukaryota; Metazoa; Chordata; Actinopteri; Clupeiformes; Clupeidae. The record is from RefSeq and is a predicted model, not a curated record. The transcript has 6 exons. The coding region runs from base 129 to 1247 and encodes 372 amino acids. Gene Ontology annotation, molecular function: protein binding.